Sphaeramia orbicularis (orbiculate cardinalfish) is the source of this 2524-nucleotide messenger RNA. It is a transcript of the gene grsf1, whose product is annotated as G-rich RNA sequence binding factor 1. Gene Ontology annotation, molecular function: RNA binding. Lineage: Eukaryota; Metazoa; Chordata; Actinopteri; Kurtiformes; Apogonidae. The record is from RefSeq and is a predicted model, not a curated record. The transcript is spliced from 10 exons. The coding region runs from base 196 to 1422 and encodes 408 amino acids.
CAAACAGUUAAAAGUUAAAAGUCUCAAGUCUCUGCCCUUGACUGACGCACGUGCGGUCGGUCUGUGCUUUUACGUCCAUGCGAACCUGUCCUCGUGCCGGUUCGGUCCAUUCUCCGCCGUUAACCCCAUUCGGAUACGUGUUUAUUCUGUUCAGACAGACUGCGGGUUAAUCCGGUUUCCUGUUGACCGAUUAAAAUGUCCGGAAACGGUAAAGCGCUGUUGUUUUUACUGCAGAGAAGUGUCCGCGCCGCUCAGAUUAACACCGGGGUCCGAACCACGGGGACAGCGGUUCUAACCGGGGUCCGAACCACGGGGACAUUACCGGUCCGCUUCAUUCAGCACAGAACAUGGGCAUCAGUCGGACCACGGAGCCUGUGUGGGCCUCGGUCCGCCAUCCACACCCCCCUGCUCGGCCUCUGUACCAGGACCGAGGCCCCCGUUGCGGAUGAAUACCCUCCACUGCCCGAGUACCACAGUGAGUCAGAACCACAGAAGAAGGAGGUCUACGUCAUCCAGGUCAAAGGUCUGCCCUGGUCCUGCACAGCCCAGGACCUGCUCCAGUUCUUCUCAGAGUGCAGAGUCCGUGAUGGGUUGAAGGGGAUCCACCUGACCACUGACAGACGGGGGAGGCCGUCUGGACAAGCCUUCAUUGAAAUGGGUGAUGAGGAGGACAUAACCAAAGCUCUGCAGAAACACAGACAGUACCUUGGACCACGAUACGUUGAAGUUUAUGAGAUAACGAACAGCGAUGCCGAGGCCAUCCUGAAGAGGGCGGUGCAGAAUCCAUCUACAGAUGCCGUGGUUCGUCUCCGAGGUCUGCCUUACACCUCCACCGAGGCUGACAUCGCACAGUUCUUCUCAGGUUUGGACAUUAUGGACAAAGGGAUCAUCAUUGUGACCGACCGCAGAGGCAGGAACUCUGGAGAGGCUUAUGUACAGUUCUGUUCUCAGGAGGCGGCAGAUGAAGCUCUGAGCAGAGACCGAGAGAUGAUCGGAAACAGAUAUAUCGAGGUGUUUCCCAGUGGAAGGGAUGAGAUUCUUUCCAGCCGGAGGAACUCAGGACCAGUAUCGGGUUCACCUCAGACCAGUUCAGUCUCUUCACACCCCAGACCGGUAUCUGCCAUGCAGACCCCUCGCAGACAAGGUUCACAUAUUGCCUCGGGGUCGCAGCUGCAUUAUGUCCAUAUGCGAGGUCUGCCUUUCUCGGUGUCAGGAGAACAGAUCGUACAGUUCUUCUCUCCUCUGGUGGUCUCUAAAAUCUUGAUGGAGUAUGGUCGUGACGGUAAAUCGAACGGAGAGGCCGACGUUUACUUCAGUUGCCACCAGGAGGCAGUAGCAGCCAUGUCCAAAGACAGAAUGCACAUUGGUGAACGAUAUAUUGAAUUAUACCUGAACUCUGAACCAGACUCAAAUUCCAGGUGAACACUGAUCCCAAUGACGAACACUCACAACGCAGUUAUAUUUAUUUUACAGACUGACCCGGACAUUGAACAAUAAACAUUCCUCAUGUCAAAACAAGCCAAUGUGUCUUUGUUUCACUGCAGAGAAGUCCAUCAGUUCAACAGAGAAAAGCUCAUUAACUCUUUCAUUCCCACUAGAUCAAUGACAGUCACCAUUUGAUAUUAAAAACAUUAACAUUUCUACAAUAAAACGUUAGUCGAUAUACAUGUAAGAUGCCGUUAGACAGAUUAGAAUCUCCACAGUUAAGUCUCUAAGUUUAUUUUCCAGUAUUUCUGAGCAACAAGACAUGAGUGAAAGAAUCCUCUGGAUACAGAUUGAAACUAAUGGGACUAAUAUGAGCUCUGGUUGUUUUUUUAAACACAUUACAACAUUUUCUGAAACCCAAAAGUUAUUACAUUUAAAUGAUGUGUCACUGAUUAAUUUAGUCCUUGUUCUUCAGUUCAAAGCUUUGGAACUUGAAAUAUAUGAGAAAAUUAACACACAUUGGUGAUUUUUCAUAAGAUGUUUAGUGGAAUGUUUUGUUGCUCGAUGGGGUUCCACUUCACUCUAAUCAGAUUUGUAAUAAUGGAGCAGUUUUCUGCUAGAACGGUUAUUGAAAUAGCUGCUUUGGUUUAGGAAAGAAUCAGGUGUGUUAAUGAACAAAAGUGAGAACAAAGAGACGUAAGAUUGAAUCAAGGUUUAUUAUAUUUCAUAAUGUGUUAAUUAGCGUUGACAUUGAAGACUGAAGGCCCCAAAGUUCUAAUUCAUGUUAAUCCAAGUGUUAAAGAUGCCCUAAUACACUGAUCAUCUACGCUUCCAUCCACAGCUGCGGUUUGAUAAUGAGAUGAUAGUUGUGUCUGUUUAAUUAAUGCCAGUCUUAACUCAUACACAGCAGCAACAACAAAGAAAUCUAUAGAAAAUAUUCAGCUCUGGAAACUUUACAAAAUAAAGAGCUGCUCCAUAAAUUAGGAGAUACAACUGAACAUUUGGAUUCUCACAACCAUAUGAUAAAGCUUAAAUAUUUACCUUAAAUUCUUCUUUGUAGCUUGUUUUUCUGAUCUUAUUAAAAAAAGAUAGGACCAGU